Molecule: messenger RNA, 3556 nt
Organism: Lagopus leucura (white-tailed ptarmigan)
Lineage: Eukaryota; Metazoa; Chordata; Aves; Galliformes; Phasianidae
Gene: PCYT1B
Product: phosphate cytidylyltransferase 1B, choline
Exons: 8
Coding region: 1-1104 (367 amino acids)
Biological process (GO): CDP-choline pathway
Molecular function (GO): choline-phosphate cytidylyltransferase activity; phosphatidylcholine binding
Source: RefSeq, a predicted model, not a curated record
AUGCCAGUGCUCGCCGGCGGUGCUGAGUCAGAAGCAGGUAUCCCGAAAGCCCCUUCUGAUGAGCGGCGCCCCGGGGCCAUGGAGGAGCUGGAGCACACCUGUCCGCAGCCGCGCCUGACUCUGACAGCACCUGCCCCGUUUGCAGAUGAAACAAGCUGUCAGUGCAGAGCACCCCACGAGAAGCUGACCAUUGCACAAGCCCGCCUGGGAACACCAGUUGACAGACCUGUCAGAGUGUAUGCAGAUGGGAUAUUUGACCUCUUCCAUUCUGGCCAUGCUAGAGCUCUUAUGCAAGCCAAAACUCUAUUCCCAAAUAGCUACUUAUUAGUAGGAGUUUGCAGUGAUGAUUUAACUCAUAAGUUCAAAGGCUUCACUGUGAUGAAUGAAACGGAGAGAUAUGAAGCCCUCAGACACUGUCGCUAUGUGGAUGAGGUCAUCAGAGAUGCACCCUGGACACUAACACCAGAAUUCCUUGAGAAACAUAAGAUUGACUUUGUAGCCCAUGAUGACAUCCCAUACUCCUCUGCUGGCUCGGAUGAUGUAUACAAGCACAUAAAAGAGGCAGGAAUGUUCGUACCAACGCAGAGAACUGAAGGUAUCUCAACAUCAGAUAUAAUCACAAGGAUUGUGCGGGACUAUGAUGUGUACGCCCGGCGCAACCUCCAGCGAGGAUACACCGCCAAAGAGCUGAACGUUAGUUUUAUAAAUGAGAAGAAAUAUCGCUUUCAAAACCAAGUGGACAAAAUGAAAGAAAAAGUAAAGAACGUAGAGGAGAAAUCAAAAGAAUUUGUCAACAAGGUGGAAGAGAAGAGCCAUGACCUCAUUCAGAAAUGGGAAGAAAAGUCCAGGGAAUUUAUUGGCAACUUUUUAGAGCUGUUUGGACCCGAUGGAGCUCUGAAGCAGAUGUUCCAGGAACGAAGCGGCCGAAUGCUCCAGGCUUUCUCUCCGCGGCAGAGCCCAACCAGCAGCCCUACACGAGGCCGCUCGCCAUCCCGCUCGCCAUCCCCUCCGUGGGUCUUCAACAAAGCCUCCCCGCCCUCCUCUCCUAAAGCCGCCUCCGCCUCCCUCAGCAGCAUGAGCGAGGGAGACGAGGAUGAAAAAUAAAAUACAGAUAUAUUUUUUUAACCAUGAGACAGAAGAACAAGCUGUGGACUCAACCGCUGGAUAGGGAGAAGCGUGAGGAACAUCUGGGGUAUCUCUGACAGCGGGGAACGUGCUCUGGGAGAUGUUGGAAACGGACUGGAGCACAGCAAGGGAAAUCUCAGGAAGAGUGUGUCCCAUCCCCGCUCCCUCGCAGUGCCGUACUGGCAGCGUUUGCCUGGCAUGGUGCUGGGGACUGGCAGGAUAGCAUCCACCUGCGAGUGAGCUCCUGUCCAUGUGCUGCUGCUUCCUGCUGCUGGGGGCCGGCCGGAGCUGGGGUUAGGGGGGAGAACCUGUGCUGAGCAGGGCAGGCAGGUGCCACAGUCCUCCACAGUCCACAGAUGACCCAGCAUGUGGGUACACAGCUGUGGCUAGCGGUUGGAGAAACUGGACCCUGCUAACCCUGAGCUCUUCCAGCACGUGAAGGAAGGGCACUGCUGCAGCAAAUAUAUUCAGAAACAGAAAAUGAACCUUCUUUUCUGAAUGAAAUUCACCCCAGACCUCAAAUCAUGCCAGCAAAAUGGAGAGUUGUCCAGCUGAGCAGACGGAAAUUCAUUUGAUAUGUUCAAACUGCUGAAUGUUGCUUGUUGACCAAGCCUCUGUUCAGGGCAUAUGUAAAGAUUCCAGCUGUACAAACACCCUGAGCUUUAUCAAAUCUUUCUCCAUGUUCCUAGUGCCUGAACAGCUACAUCACAACCUCCGUUCCCCAGGUUUGCGCUUUGGAGACAAGAAAGUAAGUGAAGACCACCCUAGCUGGAAUUUCUUGCAGUGGGAAAUAACUGGUCUGAGGACUGGCAUUUUCUGCUGGUGAAUGGUACUAACAUAUGUGGAGCCCUGCUACCCAGGAACAGACCGACCUCUCCUGGAAAUCCUGCUGCUCCCACACAUCACCCUACGGCAGUCCCAGCAGUGCUGCUGUCCCCACGUGCUACUAAUCUGGUUGAAAGAAAUUUCACAUGAAGCUCUGAACCAAAUAUGUCCAUAGAUAUGCUGUCCUUGCAUGGGAUGCUGGGGCCAUUCCUCUACCCCAGUAUGGAGAAGAGGCUGGAAAAAUUGAUGCUACCCUCAGGUAGCCAAGGGGGUCCCAGUGACUGCUGAUAUGAGGUGGGGCCUAUCCAUGAGGAUGGGCCAAGCUCUGAGCAACCCGAUCUAGCUGCCGAUGCCCCGUUCAUUGCAUGGGAGUUGAACUAGAUGAUCUUUGAGCUCCUUUCAACUCAAACAAUUCUGAUUCUGUGAUUUUAAGUGUGCUUAGGCACUGAAAUCUUCUUUCUCUUGCUGUGACAUAUUUACAUCCCCAAGCAGAACUACAGAAGUAGCACUAAGGAAGCUUUCUCCUCUCCAUGAUGCACAUUCUGAUCACCUCCAGCUUGGCAAAUAACUGACCUGCCUUCCUCCUGGCUCUACCAUGCAGCCCCUCAGCUGGCACUUGUCCCCCAGCAUUGGAACAGGCUGCCCAGGUGGAGUCACAGGAUAUGGCACUGAGGGACAUGGUUAGUGGGCUUGGGGAUGGGUCAGUGCUUGGACUAGAUGAUCUUAGCGGCCUUUUCCAAUCUUAAUGAUUCUGUGAUGUGUCUCGAGGAAUGCUGUGCCAAACAACCCAGACUACGACAGGACCCAGUAACUAUCUCAAGGCAUGCAUUGCCUUCUGGAGCCCAGCUGGCUCCUCUGUCACAGAGCUGCAAAAAGAGGUGAGCAGGGAACAGCAGGGGACAGGACAAACGCCGCUUUCAUGAAGAAGUGGAUGAGGAAAGCCACAGCGAGCUCAGCUGCACACCUGGUGGGAUGAUGCAAUUGAGACCUUUCUCAGCCUUAGGCAACCUGUUACUGUAAUUUCAUACCUGGGAUGCACUUGUUAGUUUCUCUGAUCCUUUGCAAGUUUAAGUCUUCCCAUCACAAACCACUCCUCCACCAUGGAACUGUCUGCUCGCUACUGGUGCUGUUCAUAGGACGAGCCAUGUCCAAACACAAUGGAGGUGGGCAAGUUUUUCUUGUUCUUGAGUUUUACUGUUCGUUUUGAUUUCAUAAUAAUCCCUGUUCAGCAGCCAUUGGUCAGUGGUUGGGGCGGAAGACAGCAUCCAUGACGUGUAGAUGGGGCUGGAGAGAAACUCAGAGUGACCUCUGCUUGGCAGAUGCUCUUUCUCGGUCCCAGGUGGUGACCCAGUGACAAAGCCAUAUCCUGUACCAGCCAUCCUUUUCCCACAUAGGAGGACAUCAAUAAGCCGAAGCCUUUCCCCUACUGGUACAGACACCAAUAUCCAUAAUGCUAUCUCCAGCAAACCAGAACCUCAUUGUCUUUGGACACGUGGAAGGCAAUUUUGCACUUCUGAGUCAUGGUUGGCUUUUAUUUUUCAUGAGUGUUGCUUUAAUUCAGUCCUGUUUAUUGGCCAAGCUCCACAUGAAAAAUAAACGGUGUACA